Punica granatum (pomegranate) is the source of this 1315-nucleotide messenger RNA. Lineage: Eukaryota; Viridiplantae; Streptophyta; Magnoliopsida; Myrtales; Lythraceae. The record is from RefSeq and is a predicted model, not a curated record.
AACCGUGGCCCAUAUAUGCAGAUUGGACUCAAAGUCCCACUUUCUUCCCGGCCCAUUAUCACCCGUCCCACUGGUCUUCGUCUUGUCCAAACUGCUCUCUGUGGAGUGUGGAUAAGGCGCAAAGGCAAAUCUCUGAAGUUAACACUGCACAGACCUUUUCUCUCAGCUCGCAUUGCCAUGGCUGCUCAGCCUCUGACUGGCAGCUUCCCCUCCAAACCAUUAGUCAAGCAGUCUAGAACGCCGUCUUCGUCUCUCUCUCUCAGCUCCCUCGAGUCGAAGCUUUUCGGUCUCCGGUUAUCCAAGCGGACCAAGCCUGACUUCGCCAGAAUCACCCUCUUCCUCACCUCGCGGAGCUCCAUCACCGCACGCUAUGGCGGCGGAUCCCGCUCCUCGGGGUCUGACGAUAGGCGGUCUAGGCAGAGCGACUCUGACGACGAGAAAGCUCUCGAUAUAUCGGCCAUCAGGUCACCUACUGUGAGGUUGAUCGAUCAGCAGCAUAUAAUGGUUGGUGUGGUGUCUAAGCUUGAGGCUAUUCAAAUGGCUGAGGAUGCUGAACUUGACCUGGUAAUACUGUCCCCUGAUGACGACCCACCUGUUGUCAAAAUAAUGGACUACAGUAAAUACCGCUAUCAACAAAAGAAGAAGAAAAAGGACCAGCAGAAGAAAAGUGCUGCUAGUCGCAUGGACUUGAAAGAGCUCAAAAUGGGUUACAACAUUGAUCAGCAUGACUACUCUGUGAGGUUGAAAUCGGCAAGAAAGUUCUUAGAGGAUGGUGAUAAGGUUAAGGUGAUAGUGAACUUAAAAGGCCGGGAAAAUGAGUUCAGGAACAUGGCCAUUGAACUAAUCAGACGUUUCCAGAGUGACAUUGGCGAGCUCGCAGCAGAGGAGAGCAAAAACUUAAGUGACCGGAACAUGUUCAUAAUUUUGGUUCCCAGCAAAGCUGUGCUGCAGAAAGCUCGAGAUCCUCCAAAGAAGAGAGAGAAAUCUUCAGCAAACGAAGUAUCAGCAGGUAUAUGAGAAUGGGAAAUAAUUGAUGUAGAUCAGCUUGCCAAUCUUCUUCUUAUUUAUAUCCUUUUGAUAGGUCGUAAAGUUUUGGAUCUUUGUAUAGCAUUCAGUGUAAUACAUAACAGCUUGUACAAGAGUUGCUGAGUAGGAUCCGGGUAACAAAAGCAAGCCUCUGGAUUGAGUGAUGAGAAGAAGUUGGUGUAAAAAUCAUGAGAAGUAAAUUUUUCCCUGCUGCAGCGAAUGCACGGGCAUUAGCUUUCGAGAUAUUGAAUGUGUUUGGAUUUAGAGUUGAGUUGAGUUUUGAUUUUAA